GCUGUUUCUUAAAAUUUUUUAAAAAAAUGCUCGUUCCUUUAAAUGUCGGAUAAGAGAUGCUUGUUCCGAAAAUUUUGCCACCAAAGAAUCAAACUACCCUUAAUUCAAACAAAGAAAACAAUCUUUUACAAUAAUAAUUAAAAAAAAAAAAACUAAAACCCCACAAAAUAUGGCUGAAAAAAAUGAGAGAAAAUAAAUAAUAAGAACUAAAGAAGGCUCUCAUCAACCAUAAAAAUCUGAAUGGGGUAGCCUUCAAAUAGCUCAAAGUCCAUUUGGAUUAAUGCUAAUGAACUUCAAAUUAACAAGGCCUAUAACACAUAAUUAAAUAUCAAUCAAUAUAAAUAGUCCUCACAACCCAACUCCUUCACUUGUCCCCAAUCCUUCUCCUCCAUAGCCACAAUGGCGAUCCACGUCGCUUUCUUCUUUCUCCUCGCAAGUCUUCUCAAAGCCGUUAGCUCAACAACGUUCAACUUCACCAAUUACUGCCCCCACGCCGUGUGGCCCGCCACCCUCGCAGGUGCAAGCUCGCCGCCUCUGUCCACCACCGGCUUCCAGCUCGCCGCCAGCGCGUCUUUCUCGCUUCACGCCCCAUCCAACUGGUCUGGCCGCAUGUGGGCCCGCACUAACUGCUCAACUAACGACUCCGGAGAAUUCCACUGCCUCACCGGUGACUGUGGAACCGGCAAACUCCAGUGCCACGGCGCGGGUGGCAUUCCUCCGGCGAGCCUCGUGGAGUUCACCCUCAACGGCGCUGACGGAAAGGACUUCUAUGACGUCAGCCUCGUGGACGGCUUUAACCUUCCGGUUGCAGUGGCUCCGAGCGGCGGACGACCGGGCUGUGACGGCACCACCGGCUGCGCUGCCGAUAUAAAGUCUUUGUGUCCGCCGGAGCUGAGGGAGCCGGCGGCGACGGCUGAUGGAAGCGUGGUGGGGUGCAAUAGCGCUUGCUGGGUUUUCGGGUUGGAUGAGUACUGUUGUACUGGAAAGUACAACGAUCCCGACAAGUGCGGGCCCACUAAAUAUUCCAUGGUGUUCAAGAAAGCUUGCCCUUUGGCUUACAGCUACCCUUAUGAUGAUGAGACGAGCACUUUUACUUGUAUUGGAGCUGACUAUCUUAUUACCUUUUGCCCGUCAAAGAUUUUCUAAGUCAAUAAUUAUGUCAAUGAAUAUUUAGGAUUCUCACCCCCAAUAUAAUU
Messenger RNA from Dendrobium catenatum, 1196 nucleotides. RefSeq names its product thaumatin-like protein 1b. Gene Ontology annotation, cellular component: extracellular region. NCBI's taxonomy places the organism in Eukaryota, Viridiplantae, Streptophyta, Magnoliopsida, Asparagales, Orchidaceae. Bases 400 to 1146 code for a protein of 248 amino acids. The transcript has 3 exons. The record is from RefSeq and is a predicted model, not a curated record. Gene Ontology annotation, biological process: defense response.